Messenger RNA from Fimicolochytrium jonesii, 1866 nucleotides. Its product is annotated as radial spokehead-like protein. The record is from RefSeq and is a predicted model, not a curated record. Bases 1 to 1866 code for a protein of 621 amino acids. Gene Ontology annotation, cellular component: axoneme; radial spoke. NCBI's taxonomy places the organism in Eukaryota, Fungi, Chytridiomycota, Chytridiomycetes, Spizellomycetales, Powellomycetaceae. Gene Ontology annotation, biological process: cilium movement involved in cell motility; axoneme assembly; cilium assembly. The transcript is spliced from 9 exons.
AUGGAAGAAGAAGGCGCACCAGCUGCCCCCGAACAGCCAACCGAGCCAUCAGCAGCCCCCGAAGACGCGGCUGCCGCAGCACCCGUUGAAGCUGAACAGGCAGAACCUGUGCGGGCCGCCGAAGCACCAGCGACCGAACCGAAAGACGAAGUGGAGCCAGCUACACCUGUGGAAGUACACAAAGCUCAGCCUGUGCAGCCCGCUCAUCCGUUUCUCAACCGCAAAGAUGCGUACAUCAAGCCGGACACUCAGCUUCCUGAGGACAGCGAGCUGGCGCUUGCCAAAGCAUUUCUUAUGUCUCAGAGCGAUAAGAGUAACAUGAACUUAUAUGAUCACUUGACGGAGGUGGUCAUGCACAUUUUGGAGACUCGUCCGAACAACGUAGUGGACGCAUUUGAACGGAUUUCCGCAGAUAUCAAGCGAACACACUUCCACGUAGACAAACCAACCGCCCCCGGAGCUUUCAAAAAAGUCCAUGACGUCCAUCCCGCCAGCGAGGUUGAAGCAGCGCAGGUGAAGCUAUUCGAGCGUUCAUCUCUGGAUGGUGGGGGCGACGAUGCUGAGGGCGAGAUCCCUGAUAUUAUGGACCUCGCAAACCUCUGGGAAUGGGCUGGGGUCUCAUUUGGAAAAGAAGAGAUUUUCAUGCUCUUCCUUUCUCUCAAGCGCCUGGUUACGGAAAAGCCUCUCGCAUCCGUGAGGCUUUGGGGCAAAAUCUUCGGCACACAUGCAAACUACAUCAUCAUCGAAGCAGAGCUAAAGGAAGGGUCCGAAGAUGAGGAGGAGCCUGUCGAAGAGCCCGGUCCGGAGGCGGAAGCAGGCGAAGAUGCGCAGGCCGGGCAAGAUUCCGAAAACAGAGAGGGGGGUGAAGAUGGGCAGGUCCAGUAUCCAAAGAAGAAAGUGAAGCCGGUCGUCCCACUGCCGAAGGAGACGCGGGCUGGUGUCAAUAAAUAUGUGUAUUAUGUGUGCAACUUCGCUGGAGGCGCAUGGAGUCGGUUGCCGGAUGUAAUCCCAGAGAAAUUGCAGGCGUCGCGACGAAUUCGCAAGCUGUUCACGGGUGAUUUGAAGCGUCAGAUUGUCAGUUACCCACCAUUCAAUGGAACCGAAGCACAAUAUCUGCGAUGCCAGAUUGCCCGAAUCGCUGCCGCGACCGUCGUGAGUCCGGCUGGAUAUUACGCUUUCGAUCAGGAGGAGGAAAAUGAAGAUGAGGAAAACGCGUCCCCAAGCAUCAUCAUCAACCCGGAGUACGAGGCUCAUUCCAACGAAGCUCUGCUAGAAAUCUCCAAUUGGGUUCAUCACACACCCUACAUUCUGCCGCAAGGUCGUGUCACCUGGGAGAAUCCCAACCCACCCAAGGAGGAAAAUGAAGAUGGCAAUGAGGAUGACGAAGGCAGCGAAAAUGGAUCAGGGAAGGACGGAGACGGGGAAGAGGAGCCGGAGGCUGAGCCAGAGACCGGACCACCGAUUCUCUCCCCUCUGACGGGUGAUGAAGAACACGACGGAAUGGCCUGCUGGGUGUCUCGGAUGUGCUCAACUCUCUCGUCGGCAAAGUUCUCGCCCAUCCUGCUUCGAUGCACGCGAUGGCCAGGAGCCACCGUCGUCUCAUACAACGAGAAGUUUGCCAAUAUCUACGUAGGCGAUGGUCACAAGGACCAAACCCGCUUCGUGCCUCCUCCAUUGCCCGAGUUGCAGAAGGAGUACGCCACCGGUGAGGGCGCGGCGGGCAACGUGGAGUUCAUUACCGAGCAAAAUGACCCUAGUCUGGCCGAGGAGACUGCAUUCGAAGAGGAAAGGAGGGCGCGCGAGGAGGAGCAACAGGAGGAGAGUGACGAUGAGGGUAGAGGGGAGGAGGAUGGGUCCGACGACUGA